AUGGCCGAUGGCGCGCUCAAGGGGGCGAGCGUCGAGGCGGACAGGGCGCAGGACGUUGCCGCGGGCAGAGAGGCGAAGCCGGCGUUGGGAUACGCAGGCAAGUUUGCGCUGGGUGUCUUGGGGCUGAAUCUGUGGAUGCUGCUCAUGACGGCCAUUUACUUUCACACGUGGUUCGAAAAGUUUACUGGACUUUUUACAGCCUAUAUCGCGAUAUACGCCGUCUACAUUGUGCCACGAUUCGUUCCCGCGCUACGGCAACUCAUUGGAGUGCCUGGAAUUUAA
This is a messenger RNA of Beauveria bassiana ARSEF 2860, 282 nucleotides long. Its product is annotated as inositol phospholipid synthesis protein Scs3p. The coding region runs from base 1 to 282 and encodes 93 amino acids. Gene Ontology annotation, biological process: phospholipid biosynthetic process; lipid droplet organization; lipid storage. The transcript is spliced from 2 exons. NCBI's taxonomy places the organism in Eukaryota, Fungi, Ascomycota, Sordariomycetes, Hypocreales, Cordycipitaceae. Gene Ontology annotation, cellular component: endoplasmic reticulum membrane. The record is from RefSeq and is a predicted model, not a curated record.